AGACGGAUUGCGAGCCUCCCAAUGCGAGGACAGCGUCUUGAGUUUCACCCCGUCAUCGGCUCCACUCGUUGACCAUCUUGCUGUUCGAUACCUCUCGUUUCAUUCCUCAUUUCGCCUCCAGCCAAGCUCUUCGAACAGCAAAGGAUGUCAACUACCAUCGUCUCCCUUGCGGCCACGGCCGCUCUCCUGUUCGCGGGAGUCGAGGGCCACGGCCAAAUGACUUUCCCGACGAACAGGCAGAUGUCGGAGAAGUUUCACAAGGACUCGGGCGCUCUGAUCAACAUUGGCCUUAACGAGCUCCAGAUCGCCCCUAUCGAGGGCCUUUCGCAGCACAAACAGGUUGACUUCCCGCCAUCACCGACCUUCAACCUUUUGAACGGAUGCCGCGGAACUGUGUACGAGAAGGGCAGCAACGUCACCACUCUCCCGCCCGGAGAGGAUUUCGAUGUCAAGUGGACUAUUCAGGCGCCUCACCCGGGCUUUAUGAAGCUCAGCAUCCUCAAACCGAGCAAGGACUCGAAGGGCGUCAUCACUUACAAAAGUUACAAGACGCUGCUGAACAUUGAGCCGUUUGCUGAGAACGGUGGCGAUGGCAGCACCACUGCAAAGAUGCCUGCUGACGUUAAGGGUUGCGAGAAGCCCGGUAACUGCGUUCUGCAGUUCUACUGGCACUCCGACAUCGCGAAACAGACGUACCCGACGUGUGCAGACAUUAUCGUUCCGGGAAGCGGCGCUGGCACUUCGACUACGCCGUCUGCGCCGGCCGCAGAGACUCCUGAGGCUCCUACGCCUGCCACGCCUGCCCCCAAGCCUACGACUCCUAAGCCGACGACCGCUGCUCCUAAGGCCGCUACUCCUGCACCUGCUCCUGUCACGGAAGCCCCGGCGUCUGCUGCUACUAAGGGCAAGAGCCAGGAGGUUGCUGGCGAGGCUCAGAGCAGCAAGUGCUCCCGUCGCAUGCGACGCAAUUAGAGAGCUCUGUCUAUAAACUAUACAUGUUAAAAAUGUCGUUGGAAGUAGUAACUCUAGCCGUUCAAUGCGAAUAUAGAUCUUUCGUUCACCAAAA
Molecule: messenger RNA, 1066 nt
Organism: Phytophthora nicotianae INRA-310
Lineage: Eukaryota; Oomycota; Peronosporomycetes; Peronosporales; Peronosporaceae
Exons: 1
Coding region: 145-972 (275 amino acids)
Source: RefSeq, a predicted model, not a curated record